Molecule: messenger RNA, 5327 nt
Organism: Helicoverpa zea (corn earworm)
Lineage: Eukaryota; Metazoa; Arthropoda; Insecta; Lepidoptera; Noctuidae
Product: choline/ethanolamine kinase
Exons: 11
Coding region: 16-1584 (522 amino acids)
Biological process (GO): phosphatidylethanolamine biosynthetic process; CDP-choline pathway
Cellular component (GO): cytoplasm
Molecular function (GO): choline kinase activity; ethanolamine kinase activity
Source: RefSeq, a predicted model, not a curated record
AACUCCAUCUGUCAUAUGCCUGACCGGUCGGGAAUAUUUUUUCCGCGAGAGCGAUCGAUUUUAAAUCCAUUAUUAAUGUCUAACACAAUCAAAAAUCUAUUAAUGCAAGCUAGAAAUAGCUAUAGGAGAUUCAUAGAUAUGAAUAAGAGCAGCUAUUGGAAACUACAAAUGUGCGGCACUGAGGAAGAAAUGAGGGAGGUGGCUGGCAGGAUCUGCAGAAACUACCUGCACGGAGCCUGGAAGACUGUAGACCCUAAGGAGCUGGACUUUAAGAGGAUCAGUGGAGGCCUUUCAAACUUCCUCUACUACGUGGCUCUCCCCGACGACACCUCAAAAUGGGGGACCUAUCAGAAGCGCGAGAGCUCCCCGGAUGAUACAGACCCCGACAGCCUCGAGAAUAGGGCUGCCAGGAAGUCCAGCCAGGUGGUGAAAUGUAGCUCAUUCUCUUCACUUGAAGAACCUAGGAAGGUGCUACUAAGAAUCUACGGCCAAGUACACGGCGAAAGAGCAAUGGACGCUAUAGUGACGGAAUCAGUAAUAUUUACCCUACUGUCGGAAAGGAGACUCGGGCCGCGUCUACACGGCGUAUUCUCCGGGGGAAGAAUUGAAGAAUAUAUACCUGCCCGGCCCCUCCUAACAAAAGAACUGGCAGACCCCUCGCUGUCCAUGAAGAUUGCUGAGAAGAUGGCAGCCAUCCACUCCAUGGAAGUACCUCUGAACAAGGAACCCAACUACUUAUGGAAGACCAUGUAUAAAUGGCUGAAGACGGUCAAGGAGGAACGGCUUUCUGGCACCACUCAGGGGAAGAACGAGGAAGAAGAGCGUAUAAUCAAGCAGCUGAAGAACACAGACUUGGAGAAAGAGUUAGAGUGGUUGAAGAAAUUCCUCGCGACUGUUGAGUCGCCUGUCGUGUUCUGUCAUAAUGAUUUGCAGGAAGGCAACAUCCUCCUAGCAGAAGACACUCCCCCCCUGACAAACGAGGAAGAUGUAUCAGCCAUCUACGUCAGGAGCUUCGAGUCUGACGACACCUCAUCCAAGGUCAACAGCGCCAAUAAGGAUAACUUCGAAAUCGCAUACGAGGAUGCUAAUACCUCCGAUACAGUUUUAAGCCACAUUUCCGACUGGGGUGAGCCGAAACUAGUUUUAAUAGAUUUCGAGUAUUGCGCCUACAAUCAUAGAGGAUUUGAUAUCGCCAAUCAUUUUCAAGAAUGGGCGUUUGACUACACGAACCCGGAACAUCCGUUCUAUUUUGAAAAUCAGGACUUUACGCCCAGUUUGGAGCAGAAGGAAAUAUUUAUCCGCGAGUAUCUGAAGCACUACCAGGCCGGCAGUCCGGACAAGUCGGAGGCCACGUUGGACGAUGUGAACAAGCUGCUCGACGAGGUCGAGGCGUUCGCUUGUGCCUCGCAUCUGUUCUGGGCUCUGUGGUCUAUCGUUAAUGCCUCGAAGAGUCAGAUACCUUUUGGUUAUUGGGAAUACGCCCUAUCAAGACUAGACAACUACCUAAGACUAAAACAGGAGGUUAUCAAAAAAGACAAAUAUGGUCUCCCACAAAAAAGGAAAAUUUGCGAAGUCGACAUAUGAGAGGGAACCCAAAAACUCGCGCUGUAGACCUCACACCGUGAGGUCUCACGACGCCGAGAGAUCAGACCUUUACGAGGUCCAAAAGACCCCUUAAAGGUCCUAAGGUAAGACUCAGGAUUAACGAGUUUUUUCUAAGUGAUGAUGGACUUUCGAAGUCCGAUGGACUUUGAAUUUUGGACCUCAAGAGGUCUUGUGUUUGAAAGUCGGUUUUUUAUGGACUUUUUAAGAGACUGAUCAUGGAUUUGUGUUUAAAAGAUGGCGGAUUAGUAAAAGUCUAGAUUGGAGUUUUAGAGGUCCGAAAUUUGACUGUUUUUGUCUUUAUAAAUAAUGGGGUGAAAUCUAGAGGUCCAAACUGGACUUUUACAAGUCUUAGACCCAAGGAAUUUUGGUGUAAAUAUGUAUAGUGAAAAAGUAAACAAUUGGUUCCUUAAGAUCCAGUAUUCUUAACCCAUAUUAGAUUUUACAUUUAGAGGUAAAUUUCACUUUAAAAACCUCACCAAGUCCAAAAAAAUUAAAAACUACCCGCUUUUUGAAAAUUUCCAAGUACCCAAAUAACUUAUUCCGUUAGUUCUAGACACUUGAGAUCUGCAUAUCCUAGCGAUAGAGUAGCUUUAUCGAAAAGUUUAGCAAUUUCGGAUAAUCUCGAAUUUUAAGUACAAAAAUGUGUUUGCAUGUUGUUUAUCGACUUCGGAAUUUGCGAAAUUUGACUGAAUUUGUAAGAAUUGGCGCUUAAUAGACAAUAUUUAAGAUUAUUUAAGCUAUUAUAAAUUAUAAGUAAUUAUAAACUUAUAAAUAUACUAGCUGUACCGGGAUAAAAUAUCGCCUGUGUUACUCGGGAAGAGUGUAGCUUUCCAACAGUGAUAGAAUUUUUCAAAUCAUUUCGGCAGCAUUUAGGGUACCUCUUUAUAAUAGUAUAGAUAAGCAUAUCUGUUAUUACAAUAUAAUUAAUUUGUAUUGACAAUAAUUAUGACAAAACUUUCAAUCAGUGAUUGUGAUUGUGAUGUGACAUUUAAACUACUUAAAGAAUAGACCGAUUUCAAUGAGAUUUACACACAAAGAUAGCUGUCCUUUUUCUGACAAUGUUGCCUAUUUUACGCCUCUUCUUAAAUGGAUAUGUUACUUAAAAUAAGGAUCUCUAAAAAUGAGUGCGUUCUUAAUAAAAAUACCAAAAAAUAUUGAAAAAAAAAAUCACAAGAAAUAACCUCUCUUGUACGUAAUAUAGGUCAAUGUAAAAAUAUUACAAAAUAUUAUUAUUACUUACUUAAAAUUAAUGUUUAUUAUUGUAAAAUGUUUAAAUUGUUUGAGAUUCAAAAUGCAACUUUAGGUUUAUAAAUAUGAAAAACUUAUUAAUAAUAAAAAUUAGUGUGUUAUUUAAUAUGUCCCGACUUUUGUAAUUUCGCUCUUAAUGUACCAAAAAUAUGACUUUUUAUUCAUACUACCCGUACUUUUAACAACAUUUAUUUUUAAAUUUCGUAAUUGAAAUUGCAAAUUGACUUCCCAUAUUUUUUAAACAUAAUUUUUUUUCACCAAAUCUAUAUGAAAACAAGCAAAGCUGAAAAUUUUGAAAAAUGGCUGAAUCUAUAUGGGUGAUUUUUCUUAAUAAGAUACUAGUUUGUGCCCGCGGUUUCACCCGCGUUCCGGAUAGUGACAAAAAAUAUUAUAUGUCCUUCUGCCGGGUCUAGGCUACCUCUCUAAUUUUCAACUUAAACGGUUCACCCAUCCUUGAGUUAUAAAUAGUGUAACUAACAAGACUAUCUUUAUUAUGAUAAAAAUAUCGAAAUUCAAGUAAUAUUUUUGGUAAUUAAAAUCGAAAUUAUAGUAGCUGUAUCAAGCUCAAAUUGUUAGUCAGGUCAACAUUGUACAUAAUUAUAAUUAGGCUAUUAAAUAAAGUCGGGAAGCAAACAUAUGUUAUGAAUACAAAAUUUAAUAUAUAAGUUACAUUAUCACACAACAGUAAGUCUAAUACCAAUCUAACCAAAGGGUAUUGGGUUGCCCGGGUAGCUGGGUUGAGGAGGUCAUGCAGUCGCUCCUUGUGGCACACUGGUACUCAGCUGCAUGCGGUUAGACUAUAAGCCGACCCCAACAUAGUUGGGACAAGGCUCGGAGGAUGAUGAUGAUGACAUUUACACAACAUAAGUGUCAGUCGGUUAUCUGAUAGUUAACGCUAUCUUUCAGAUAAGGCUGCUUAUAAUUUCUGCCAGAUAUUUAAGUUAAAGUUUAUCUGUCAGAUAAGUUCCUGAUAGGAUAUCAGAGACUUUAUCAGUAACCUAUGAAACUGGUCAUAACUUGACACGCAUGGUGUCAUAAUGUAACUUUUAUACUAAAUUAAACUUAAAAUAUUACAAGUGUAAAUUGUCUAGUUCAUAAGUGAUGUGAUUUUAGAUUAUAAGUAAGCAUCUGCGAUGCGGUUGGAACGAAUGAAUUUCUUGUAGAAAAAAAAAACAUUAAAAUUACAUUCCUAUCCAUAUAUUUAUUGUGUAUGAAAUUAUUGACAUUUGUGUGUAUUUUACCUGACUAUUAAAAUGCCCUGAAAAUUGAUUUGCAAUUUGAACUGUUUGAACUGAUUGGCGCAUCACUGCGCUAAAGUUGCGCAAUGUUUGCGCAAUAAACAAAGGCACAGCAUAUCCUAGUAUUUGCUAAAUUAGUGUAAAAUUAUUGUGCCUUUGAAUCGUGAAGCUUAUCUAUUGAAAUAAACAGUGUUUUGCAUAACACUGACUGAUUAGAAGUUUGCUAAAAUGUGUACUUAAAAUUAAAAAAAAAUACUAUUAAUUUCGGUAUAUUUUGAGUAUAAUCAUGUGAAAAAUAAGAACACUAAUUAUCAAAAAAACAUUAAGGAUUUUGUAAAUACGUCUGAAUUUCUGCAAAAAUGACCAGAAAAUUAUGAAUUUGUACUUACAAAAAAAUGCAUUUGACAUUACUUAAAAGCGACCUGAAAUAAUAUUUAAAAAUGUAUGACAAAAAAGCGAAAAAUUCUUUCGACAUAUGCAAAAAUAAAUGUGAAAAAUCCUGUCGAGAAAAUCAGACGUUAAUGAUCAUAAUUAUCUGACUUGAAUAUUUGUACGUAAAUGAUACAUAAACCUUUCCGUACACAACUUUUAAACAUCUGUUGAACACUUGUUGAAAUGAAGGUCCGUUUUGCAACCACCUUUUUUUAGACAAGUGUUCAACAGAUGUUUAAGUUUUUGUAGUAAGGCUGUUCAUGUUUUGUAAUGAAGAACAAAAAUAAGUGGAUAAGACAUAAUAUUAUGAACAUUAAGAGACAUACUACAGACUAAACAGUCGGCCGAUGGUUGGCAAACAUUUUUUUAACGAAAAUCUUGAUUCCAAUCAAAGUUUUCAGUCGGUCUGAUACCGGCUAAAUACCUGAUCUUUGUAAUGUGCGUACUACCAUUCAUCUUCACACUGAUUUAUGAGCACAAACAAACUAUCGGCCGACCAAAAGUUUGCAGUGUUACUUGGCGCGAAAUAAUAUCCUGGAUUUGACUAUCUUAUACAAUCUUCAAAUUAUUAUACCAUCGAAAUAAAGAUAGGAUUUUAAUUUAUAUAAAAACUAGACAUUUCCGGUUUCACCGACAUCCCGGGGGAACUUCUUCCAUUACCAGGGCAAAAUAUAGCCUAUGUUACUCGGGAAGAGUGUAGCUUUCCGACAGUGAAAGAAUUUUUCAAAUUCUUUAAGUUCGGAUCCUUUGGGUGAACUUAUUUAAUCCUAUGUUUAUUUCGAUAAUAUAAUACUUAACAGUACG